Fonsecaea multimorphosa CBS 102226 is the source of this 1515-nucleotide messenger RNA. RefSeq lists its product as uncharacterized. The transcript is spliced from 3 exons. Bases 1 to 1515 code for a protein of 504 amino acids. Gene Ontology annotation, molecular function: oxidoreductase activity, acting on the aldehyde or oxo group of donors, NAD or NADP as acceptor. The record is from RefSeq and is a predicted model, not a curated record. NCBI's taxonomy places the organism in Eukaryota, Fungi, Ascomycota, Eurotiomycetes, Chaetothyriales, Herpotrichiellaceae.
AUGCCCUCUUUUGGUCCCGUGACUCGUUAUCCAUUAUCUUCCGACGAUCCAGCUCAUCAAUUUGAGGUGCAUAACCCUGCAACAGGAGAUGUCAUCACCACGGUGCAGGGCGCGGGAGUGCUAGAAGUCGAAAGGGCUAUAGCCACAGCGCAGAAAGCAUACGAGGAGUGGCGGUGGGUGUCGCCCUCGCAGCGAGCCAUAUACCUGAAUAAAGCUGCCGACCAUCUUGCCGCCCACUUCGACGAGCUGGCCUACCUUCUGAGUGCAGAGAAUGGCAAGCCUGUAGCGCAGGCACGCGACUAUGACAUCAACUUUUUGGUUUUGGUGUUUCGGUAUUUCGGGUCGCUGAUUGACAAGCUUCCUGGGGAGCUGUACGAUAAGGGCGGAGUAUAUACAUCUGUACUUCGCGAACCAUUUGGCGUUGUAGUCGGUAUUCUCCCCUUCAAUUGGCCACCUUUGCAUGCGGGUGGAAAGGCAGCCCCAGCUAUAGCGGCCGGGAACACCAUCAUCCUAAAACCUGGGGAGCAGGCUCCUCUGACGGUGCUCAGGGUCGUCGAGCUCCUGCAAGAGGUGCUGCCUCCUGGCGUGGUUCAGGCCAUUCCAGCCCAAGGCAUAGCAGUUCCGCAGGCGCUGAUUUCCUCGCCUCAUGUGAAGAAGGUCUCUUUCACCGGGUCGACGAGGGGUGGUGCUGGAGCGGCCGCCCUUGCUGCACAGUCUAUAACUCCCAUGGUACUCGAGCUGGGUGGUAAGAAUGCUUUGAUCGUGUUCGAUGACGCAGACCUAGAUCUUGCGGUCAGUUCUGCGAUCGACGGGGGAUUUUUUAACAAAGGAGAGGCUUGCACGGCAUCUUCUAGGGUGCUUGCCCAGAAAGGAAUUUACGACAAGUUCAUCCGAAGACUUGGAGCAGCUGUUCGGAGGCUCAAAGUCGGUGAUGGAUCCAACCCACAGACACACAUCGGUGGCCAGAUAACCAAGCAGCACCAGCAAAGGGUCGAAGAAUAUAUCCGUAUUGGAGCUGAAGAAGGUGCCAAAAUCUUUGCUCAGGCGCCGAAGCCGACGGACCCCAGAUUGGCUAAGGGCUUCUACGUGCAGCCAACGUUGUUCACUGGUGUUACUCGCGACAUGAGAAUAGCAAAAGAAGAAGUCUUCGGUCCAGUGGUGGCUGUCAUACAGUUUGAGACAUACGAAGAGGCCAUAUCUAUAACGAAUGAUUCGGAUUAUGGCCUGGUGGCUGCUGUCUUUACACAGGACCAUACCAAAGCGCUAAGGGCCUCGAGGGAGAUUGAUGUCGGCAUAGUCUACAUUAACAACUUCAGCCGUUUGGUUCUCGGCACACCUUUUGGAGGAGCAAAGCAAAGUGGUUAUGGACGAGAGCAUUGCAUCGAAACACUGCGCGAUUACAGUCGAGCUAAGGCCGUACACGUCCCUUCAGGAAUUGGACCAGUGCCACGAUGGCGGGUGUUAGACGAUAUAACUGCAAAUCUGUCCGACGAAGAGACUGGCGAUACGGUUUAA